Chenopodium quinoa (quinoa) is the source of this 3010-nucleotide messenger RNA. RefSeq names its product reticulon-like protein B21. The record is from RefSeq and is a predicted model, not a curated record. The coding region runs from base 923 to 2707 and encodes 594 amino acids. NCBI's taxonomy places the organism in Eukaryota, Viridiplantae, Streptophyta, Magnoliopsida, Caryophyllales, Amaranthaceae. The transcript is spliced from 9 exons.
CCUCCCAAAAUAUUGCUUUUGACAUUCUUUUUUAUUAUUUACGCUUUGAAUUCAAAAUCAACUAUAUGUAUGUAUUCAUUUUGAUACAUUACAAGUUAAAGAUUCUAAAAAGUUAUACUUCGUAUAUAGGAAAUGAUAUGGUUUUUAAUAUUUGUAACUAGUGUGUGAUUUGAGUGAUACUUCGGAUGUUACGUUGAAGGUCUUUUAUUAAUUAUUUUUUUUUAUUGUUUUAUUAAAGAGCUUGAAAGAGAAUCCUGCAUUAAUCAUGUGCGGCAUAGAGAAUCCUGUGCAUCCAAGGCGAAAGAAGUUUUUUAAACGAGUAUUAAAAGUUAGGUGCAAUGCGUGGCUUUGCAUGUGAUCCGGUGAGAUAGAUAAGGGUUUUUUUUUAUCCCCAAAAGGUGAGCACCUUCUGCUUUCAUUGACGUUUUAGAUCUCUAGUACUACUAACCUAACCGUAUAAAUUUAUUUUAUUAUUAUCAUUACUCCGUAUAUUUUUCUAAAGCUCUCCACAACGUGUUAAAAGAAAUGACAGAAGGCAGAGGGUAUCAAAAUUCAAUGAUGACUACCAUUUGCCAGAAAUCCUUUUUUUUUUUUUUUUUUUAAUUAUAAUUUCUAACAGCAGUUGGUUAAAGUAGUGACGUCUAGAACUAGAAUUGCGGUUUUUUGUUUUUAAAGCAAAAUAAAACACAGAGAAAAGAAAGCCCAGACAGCGAGACAGGAUAUGAAUUGCAACUACUCCAUAAGUGAUGAUGGUUUGACAUGAGAGGAAGAGAGAAGGGAAUCCCGAGGUUUUUGUUUGGUUUCAACGUAAUCAAAUGAAGCAGCCAAAUAGACUACACGUAUACACACACAUACAGUCCAAGUGUGGAACUGGAUACUACUGUCUACUGGUGUGUAUUGUGAGGUAAACAAAGUUUGAAAAAUGGAAGAAAGUGGUAAGAGAAACGUGACAACAACGAGAAGAACAGCGACUACCAGAAUUGAUAUGGGCCGAGUCAAGGUUGGCCAUGCUACUGGCAUCAAUCACCCAGAAAUGAGUUCGAAGCCCCUGGGCGGAAAGCGAAAAAUCUGGAAUUCAACUUCCACUACUGCAGUCGUCAUUGCCAAACAACAGCAGCAGCAGGUCCUAGAGAGUCCCAUUUCCGAUCCUACGAGUGCUGUUUCUAAUUCCAAUCACAAUAUUAGAUCUCCGACUCAGAUGCUCAAGAAGACGAGAUCUGAACCACUCAAGGAGGUCAGCUCAACCAAUGAGACUCAAUUGAUCAAGGUUAAUUCCGAGAAUUGGGAUCAUUUAACAAGUAUCACCAACUCCAACUCUCCCAAUCAAAGCCCCACAAGUAAUGUAGCAGCUCAUUCAUCCAAUAUGAACCCCAAAUUGACCCUUUGUGAUUCAAAUCAACAUGACCUGCUGGAUAAUAAUGUCAACGAUUCCGAUAAUACCCAAGAUCAGGAUGUGACUGCCUUUGUGAAUACUUGUGGUACAGAGGAGGUGAAGAUGGAGGCGGUUCAAGUAAGUCCCAAAGAAAAGAUAAUCAGUUCUAGUAGUGAUCAUCAUACACUUUAUGUUAAGCAUGGAGAAAAGAAUGAGCUUGUUGACAGUCAUGAUAAACAUUCAGAAACACAUGAUCAAGGCAGUAGUGAUAAACUGAUUCAACUUGAUCUUUCUAAAGAAAGCUCCAUUAAAAACAAGACUAAGAAGGAGCUAAGUCCAUCUGCUACCAAGAGCAGUGUAGGCCUUACUACAGGUGCUAAGUCAAUUCCAAGCCCCCACCCUUCAACCACAACUACAACUUCGACUCCAACUUCAACAACAGCCUGCUGCAAACCCCUUUCACCCCGAUCAAAAUCAACCAUCGGUGCCCCAACUUCAACUACUACGCGAGAGGCCUUAAAUGAAUAUGAUACCUCCACACAUAGCAAGCUUCAGACUUUAGUGGAUUUGGUGAUGUGGAGAGAUGUAGCCAAAUCAGCAUUCAUUUUUGGCUUCGGAACCUUCAUUAUAAUCUCAUCCUCCUAUGCAAAAGACUUCAAUUUCAGCCUCAUUUCAGCUGGCUCCUAUAUAAGUCUUGUCUAUCUCGUCAUUGUGUUCUUGUACAAGUCAUUUAUGAGAAGAGGACUCAUGGAUAGAGAAGAUAGGCGGCGUGAAAACUAUGUCUGGGGAGAAGAAGAAGCAGUUUGGCUUGUAAAGCUGGUUCUUCCUUAUCUGAAUGAAUUUCUUCUCAAGAUAAGAGGAUUUUUUUCUGGAGAUCCUGCCAUGACAAUGAAGUUGGCAGUGGUGUUAUUUGUCUUGGCAAGGUGCGGCAGCUCCAUCACUGUUUGGAAGAUGUUGAAGUUGAGCUUUUUUGGAGUUUUCGUCAUUCCCAAACUCUGUUCUUCCUAUUCUACUCAGAUUACUGCACACGCCAAGUUUUGGGUUGGGCGUUUCCGAGAUGCCUGGGAGUCAUGCUCACAUAAAAAAGCUCUAGCAUUCGCUAUCUUCACCAUCAUCUGGAAUUUUUCUUCAGUAGUUGCUCGUGCAUGGGCAGCCUUCAUGUUGUUCGUGGCUUUUCGAUACUAUCAGCAAUCUUUGAUCAGUGAUGAUUUUGUGGAGGUCAAGGAGCAGACUGGAUUACACACACACAACGUUCAGAGAAGACAACAUUUAGCAAGACAAGGAUGCAGAAUCCCAACUUCAUUAGAGCAAAAGAAACAAAAGAAGAGCUUCUGAUCUAACUCGCACAAAUCCAAGUACUUCGAAAAGAUAGAUGGUUUGUGAGAGACUGAGGGUAAAUGAAGUUGAACGUGCGCACUUUAUACAGAUAUAGUUACUUAGUUAGUCUUACCAGCCCAUGUCUAGCUUCAAUAUUGUUAACACCCCUCAACCAAUUUAUUAUGUAAAUGUCCAUGCACUAUCUGAUUAUCAUAAAAGGACCGGCUGUUUUUGUCAUUCAGCAAACAGUCUUUGUCCAUUUCCGUCCACGCUCAUUGCUGGUAAGACUUAAACAAUCCAAGAUUAUAUGGUGUUGACACA